UCUCUCUCUCUCGCUACUUGAUGUCCAGACUCCUGCAGUCUGAGGAGCAGCUCGGUGCAGCAGGAUGUCGGAGCUGCGGGAGCUGAGCUCGCUGGUCUGGCGGCGUCAGGCUGCGGCUGCCGCUCGGAUCUCGGAGCUGAUGGACGGAGCGCUGGCGGACUACAAGAAGCAGAUCUCCCGUUUGAAAAAAGACAACAAGCGACAGAGGAAGCUCCUGGACGCGCUUUUACACCCCGGAGCCCGGCUGUUCCCGACAGUGUUGCCCAAGCAGCUGCUGCUGAAUAAAGAAGAGAAGCAGGAGUGGAGCCCCAGUGUGGACCAGGAGCAGCCAGAGCCGCCACACGUUAAAGAGGAGCAGCAGGAGCUCUGGGCCAGUCAGGAGGCAGAGCAGCUACAAGAUAUCAAGUUCCCAUUCACCGAUGUCACUGUGAAGAGUGAAGAUGAUGGAGAGGAAGCGGCCAGGAACGUAGAUCCAGCUGCUGAUUUCCAUCCAGCUAGUAAUGGCCAGCUCCUCUCCUCACACUCCUCUGACUCUGAGACUGAUGACAGUGAACAUUACGUGGAGGAGGCUGGAGAAUCUCAGUCAGGUUCAUCCUCAGUGAGUGAAGUCCUUGUCAGCCUUGGCAGAUCUGAUGUUAUAGAGAAACCAUCUUCCUCCUCUGUGAACAAAAACACAAGAGUGCAACAGUGGAAGUGCCAUGUUUGUGGUUCAAGCUUUAAAAAGAGACAGAAGUUAAAUAAGCACAUGAGGAUGCACAAGAGAGAGAAACCAUUCAGCUGCCCAUUUUGUGCUCUUAGAUUUUCACAUAAAAGGAGCUUAAACAGACACAUAAGAAACCACAUAGGAGAGAAACCAUUUAGCUGCUCAGAAUGUCACAAAAGUUUUUCAGAUAAGCGUAUCUUAGAAAGGCACUUGAGAGUCCACACAGGAGAGAGACCGUUCACCUGCUCAGUUUGUCAUAAAGGUUUUAGAGAUAAACCUUCUGUAAAAGUACACAUGAGAGUUCACACAGGAGAGAAACCAUUUAGCUGCUCAGAAUGUGACAAAAGCUUUUCAGAUAAGCGUAUCUUACAAAGGCACAUGAAAGUCCACACAGAAGAGAGACCGUUCAGCUGCUCAGUUUGUCAUAAAGGUUUUAAAGAUAAACCUUCUGUAAAAGUACACAUGAGACUCCACACAGGAGAGAAACCAUUUAGCUGCUCAGAAUGUGACAAAAGAUUUUCAGAUAAGCGUGUCUUACAAAGGCACAUGAAAGUCCACACAGAAGAGAGACCGCUCAGCUGCAGUGUGUCUGAGUGAAGUUACAGCCAGUGUGGACAUCUUAAACAGUAUAAGUGUGAUGGUAAGAGCUGCAGAGCUGCUACUUCAGCUGGACUGUUCAACCGGACAAUAAAGCAGAAAACUUGCUGAGAGUCCAUCACUCAGGGCGAGUAAAGUCAAACCCUCGUCAGUCAGUGUUGCAGUUGGAGAUGCAGCCACGUCUGAACACUGCUCACACACAUCUUGUGUUACUGCAGCCUCAUGUAAGAGAGCAAAUCUUGUUUUUGCUGUUUGGCUCAAAGUCAAUUUUCUGUUCCCAUGUCGGUUUGAUUUUCUGCUACAUGUCAGUUAACGUCACGGGCAGGAACUCAGCAUUUCUUAUUCUUUGAUGGAAUUCUGUUUUCACACGUGGAUUUUGUACAGUGGUUACACACUUGACUCUAACGGGAGACAUUUUUAACAUGUUAAUGGUGAACAGUUCAACAGUGAAGGGAAAUCUUAAUGCUUCAGCACACCGAGACAUUUUGGACAAUUCUCU
Messenger RNA from Myripristis murdjan (pinecone soldierfish), 1799 nucleotides. Its product is annotated as zinc finger protein 501-like. The record is from RefSeq and is a predicted model, not a curated record. Bases 65 to 1300 code for a protein of 411 amino acids. Gene Ontology annotation, molecular function: RNA polymerase II cis-regulatory region sequence-specific DNA binding; DNA-binding transcription factor activity, RNA polymerase II-specific. Gene Ontology annotation, biological process: regulation of transcription by RNA polymerase II. Lineage: Eukaryota; Metazoa; Chordata; Actinopteri; Holocentriformes; Holocentridae. The transcript has 2 exons.